AUGUCCGCCUCAGCAGAACGCAGGCUGACAGCGGAGAGGAGCAGCCACAGACCCAAAGAAGCGAAGCGCACGCCUGGGCACGAGCCAGCCCAAAAGCUGGAGUUGUUAGAAACCAAAGAACAAGAAAAAAAGAUCUCCUCAGCGAAACAGUUCACGUCCAAAGGAUGUUUGGUCGGGAAAGCCACCAAACUGGAGGAGGAGCAGAGUCUCAGCCAGCUGCCGAGUGUGCGCCCGGAAGAGCGAGCUGGAGAGGGGAGAGAAAGGACACGCACCAAGUCAGAGAGAGGGAGAGCGCUGUCCGUGGUGCUGAAUCAGUCCACGGGCACCAAAGCCAUUCACUCACGCACAAUCUGUACCAUUUAA
Molecule: messenger RNA, 363 nt
Organism: Knipowitschia caucasica
Lineage: Eukaryota; Metazoa; Chordata; Actinopteri; Gobiiformes; Gobiidae
Source: the annotation of a GenBank genome assembly